Messenger RNA from Cynoglossus semilaevis (tongue sole), 4850 nucleotides. RefSeq names its product LIM domain only protein 7-like. The record is from RefSeq and is a predicted model, not a curated record. Bases 1021 to 2358 code for a protein of 445 amino acids. Lineage: Eukaryota; Metazoa; Chordata; Actinopteri; Pleuronectiformes; Cynoglossidae. Gene Ontology annotation, biological process: regulation of signaling; regulation of cell adhesion. The transcript is spliced from 3 exons.
GUCCAACACAUAAUUUGGAUCCAUUUGAAUCCAUUUUCCUGGCUGGUUUUUAUAAUUCAUCUAAAGUUUGUGCUCAAAAUUACAAACCUGAUUUAAAAAAAAAAUUGGUACACGUUUCAAAAAAAAAAAGUGUCAAAAAGUAAAAGCUGUGGUGUGGUAACGCCUUUGAACAUGAAUUUAUACGUCAGUUAGAUUAAGGUUCAAGGGCGUGACCAGACUUUGACAUUCUUGUCAGUUGUUGCAGUUUUAGGAGGUGUGGGUUUGUAGACACUGGCUGUUGUUUGACGUUGUCUUCUCCAUCACUGUUGGUGCUGUUGUUGUUGUCUGUGAAUGGUUGAUGGCCUUGCGCUUCAUUUUGGCUCAACCACGGCAGGGAAACAGCGCUUUCCACUGGUUGCUGUGGAAACAGUCAAACAUCCCAGAGUGCUUUGCCUGCGGCUCCCCUGCAGUGGGCUUAUGAGUAUGACAGUGGCAGUGAAUCUGACGUAGACCGACCGGAUCCAGAUCUGGUAUUGGAUGACUUGGCUAGUAGACGCUUCCACAGCUCACCCCUGGUUCCCCCCACCAAUUAUGCCCUUCCCAUCAGCCCUCUGAUGGGUGUAAGGGGAGCUGAGGGUGGCCCCUGGACCAAGGUCAAAAUGGCUCCCAGUGUGACCGCUCAGCAGAAUGUGACCUGCGCCAGGUCAGAGAACCAGAGGCUUCAUUGUGAUUUGAUUUGCCUGCUUAACGACACCAGACUUGAUGCCUUUGUUACCUUCAGUUUGCAUGGUUGAUGGUAACCAUGAGAAAGAUUUGUGGUGUGGUGUGAUGCAGUUAACAGUGCUUCGUCCUGGGUUUGGUUGUGUUUUUUUAUUUUUUUUGUUGGUUGCGUUGUGUUUUUGCAGUUUGAAGUUUUGCUGUGACGUGCCAUCAUUUGCUCCAUCUGCGUUUUUUUCUGAGCCUGCCGUUUGGUUUAGAGCUUGCACUGGUUUCCUAAUCCAAUCCCUCCGUCAUCUCAUGUGAAGCUGUUGUGCUCCUGGAAUGUUCUCCCCUCUGCGUGACUUUUUCGUACUGCUGUUUAUUCACACCUGUGCUUGGCUGUCUCUUGUGAGCAGCAGCAGCGUCAACACCGAGGAAUUGCCGAACCCUCGGCACAGCCCCGCGAAGGUGGACCACCACCGAGCCGUGCGCACUGACAGCCUGUUCAGAGAGAUUUACGAUGACUCUGACGACGAAGAAGACGACGUGGGCUAUGCUGACCCUGUCCAGGAUGAUCUCUACAGCCGUAAGAUCAGUGUCACACCGCAACCUGCCGCCAACGUACCGUAUGACAAGUUUUUGCCAAAGUUUUGGACGCCUGAGGAAGACGAUCACGUACAGAAGAUCAAACUGGGAUCUCAGAGGAGACCCUGGUACAGAAAAAUGCAAGGCUUCAGCUGUAAGAAGACAAGCUCUUCCUCAGACGAUUCUGACUGUGACUCCGGUCCACGCACCUCCUCUGCCCCUCCUUCCUGCGGCCCCUCCCCCUUUCACUCCCACUCACACAGGGCCUCGGCUCCUGCAACCCUCAUUGUGGGGAAAAGCCCUCACAUCCAAGCACACUCUCCCCCACAGUUACCCAUCUUACAGCCCACUCUUUUCGGGCCUGCCCAGCUAGAGUUUGCCCCUGUGGACCCUGCCUCAGGCCCUAAGCUCAUCAAAGGUGAGAGGUGGCAUCUCCUGGGCCGCAACGACCCCCGGGAACCCCCAGAUCCCUUUGAUUAUGACAGUAUGUCCCCUCACAUGGAGAAUGACGACAUGUUUGCCAGGCGGACUCUGGCCUUCCACCCCAACACAGACAUGGCUAUGACAAAAACACAGCUGUGUAAAAGGCGUCGUCGCUACACGUCUGAGCCACAGCUCAACAUUAUCACCCAACAGCCAGGACGCGAAGACGCCGAGGAGGAUGAAUAUCCCAACAUAGAGCAGGACGACGUGGUGUACCGCAAGGAAAAAACUGAGCAGACUCAGCGACAAAGACCACUCUCCGGAGCCCCCGACAACUACGCACCCAUGCCUAUCCCAGAACCUUGGUCUCUGCCUCCAGAUCUCAAAGCCAGACUCCUGUGUCCACCGUGUCCUCUGACCCACAGAGUCUCCUUAAAUAAAGAAAACCGUGUUCUGAAAGAGAUGCGUCCAAAAACAGAUGACAUGUUGGUCCGUAAGUUUGGGAGUUGCUCUGAUCAGAGCCCGUCGGCAAUUCAAAUGAUGAUGACUCCGUCGUUGCCUUCUUCUUGUAGUGACAGUGACCUGCAGAAGUGGCAGGAGAUCAGAGAAGCCAGUCAGAUCAGAUAUAAGAAAAAGCGAAUGGUUGAAAUGCUUGCUGCUCUUAAGCUGUAGAACCAGAUUUAGUAGUGCCUGCUGCUUCAACUUUACUCUGACAGAGUGUUCUGUUACUGUCUUUCAUUUUUAUUUAAAGGAUAGUUCAUCUUCCCUGGUUUAAUAACUGAAUCACAGAGCACAUGUUAAUCAAGUCCAGGACAUUGAUAUAAAGUUGCCUUUUGUUUGCAGAAGCUCUUUAUGUCUGUACCACAAUAAACAAAACUGACAUUAGUGAAGAUGGAUUGUAGCCAAAGGAACCUGAUUUGUUGGCUCACUUGAAUUGAUGUUAUAAAUGGAUUGAGAAAUAACUCAUUCGAAACAAAGUUGCCUUCGUAGUUAUGAUCUACUUCCACUGCGUCACUACAUAGGCAGCAUUUUCCGGAUGAAUUGCUUUUUUAAAGUGUGAUUUCAUCGCAAAUUUCAUCAAUCGCAUUGUCUGUGAAUUCUGGAUUGUACGUUGUUUUUCUGUCCAUAUCUGACUAGUUUGUCUAAAACAUGUCAUAUAAUAAAAAAGUGAAGCUGCGUUAGUGAUGAAGCUUUGCGUCAGACUGACCAUUUGUUGAACUUCCACACUACAGCAACACGACUUUGACCAGAGUACUGACUGUUUUCCUCAGCACGCGGGAACUCCACACUGACGUGUGAAGCUCAGAGUGCAGCGGCAGCAGCAACACGGCAGUGUGGAAAUACUGAGUAACAUCCAGACACAUCAUGUACCAUCAUGCACAACAGUCCUGUUGAUUCCAGCAUCAGACCUAUAGAAAUUCCCAAGGGCUUAGAACGAGGGUGUGACAUGUGGACUCCAUAGAAACCGGGACACAAAUCUACGGAGCAGUGUUUGCACAUUUACACAGACAUACAGGCAUUCAACAAAGCAGGCAUUUAAACCACCGUCGAGCCCAUCUGGAUUUACUUCACGUCCAUAUGCUGAGUCCCGCUCCGUCUGACAUCAUGCCGCAGUUUGUAGAAAGGCCACAUUGUUUUGGGAGACGUUCAUGUCCACACACCUCCUGGGUCAGACUUUAGGGAGAGGAGAGGUGAGACUUCACUGAAGGCAUUCUUCUCCUCCGUACACCUUGAACUUUAUCCUCAUUUGAAAACAGAACAAACAAGAGCAGCCAUCUAUUAAAAUAUGAAUGGACUUUCUCCAACAAUGUCUCAGUAAUGUUUUUAGAUUCUCAAAAAUGAACACAGUCUGGUUUCUGUGCUGCUCUUUGACAGUAAACUUAAACCUGAGUCAAUCAAUCAAUAAAACUAUUAUAAACUCAUGAUUAUUUACCGUUAUGUAUUGGUCCCCUCAAUUUAAUAAUUAAUAAUAAUUAUUAUUAAUUAUUAAAAUGGUUCUCUUUUUGGGCAAACCAGACUGAAUGACUAAAUUCUAUAUUCAGUUUUUGAUCAUUUUGGAUAAAUUUCUGAUAAGUAUUUCCACCCUAAUAUUUUUCUUUUUAUUUAACAAUUAUAUUAUUUUUAACAUUUUGUCAUACAUAUCAUAUAUUUUUAUCUAUAAUUUUACUACUACUAUAUCCUACUACUAUAGUCUACUAUAUCCUAUAAUUGUUUUCUUGGAGGCAUGGAUGUGAAGCUGACCUUCACCCUGCAACUCGUGUCUACUAUAGGUUUAGACAAGAGCUCUAAACCUUUGGGUCAACACUGCCCCCUACUGAUUUUCUCUCCCUAGGACUUUAACCCAAAAAUGUUGUGAGAACAAAACAAAAACAGAACAAUCCAGACAGAGGGCAGCAUAGAGCCAAUACACCAAACAUUUACUACAUUACUGACACUAUGACUUUUAUUUUAUUUUAUUUACAGAAUAUAUGAGAAAGGGGUUUCUAACAGCGACGUUUUUAUUGUUGCUGUAAUUUUAACAAAAAGAAUGUAUCAGCUUCAUAUGACACGAAGAAAUAUUUAAUCCCUACUGCGUCCCUCGUCAAGGUUUGGUCUCAUCCCGGAAUAAAAAAAAAACCCUGCAGAGAUUUGAUUUUGUUUGUCUGUGGUUUUUUUUUGGUUUUCUAGAAACAACCAAACUGAGGAGAGUACGGACGAUGGGUGAGUCGAUCUGGGAAUGUGGCACCUCAUUUACUCAUGGCCUGGUACACUCACCGACUCCUGCUUUUGUCGUCUCUGUUUUUCCACACACUAACUACUAAAUGCUGACAUGCGACAACCUGCAUUGUGUUGAGGUUCAGGGUGGAGCGUGGGGCGGUGAGGUGAGGGGCUGUAAGUCCACAAAGCUCUGAGGACAAAAACAGUAGGAUGAGGACAAUAGCAGUUAGCUGGGUCAUCUCCCCAAACUGUACUGUGUGUCCGGUCAUAACAAACUGAUGGUGAAGUGAAACAGUAAGUUAGGCUUUUCAUAGGCGUUGAUCGUCUGCAUGGAGGGAAAUGCUUUGAUUUUCAUUACUAACAAGGAAACUGUGGUGCAAACUAACACGUGGAUGAAGACUGUUCUUUUUUUCGUUCUUAUUUCAGCUUUAACAUCGGACAAUAUUUAUAAUCACUUCCAAGGGUUC